AUGAUUCUGCAACUACUUCUCCCGCCACCGCCGUCAGCCUACCCCGUCGUCGGCCACCAUUCCCGGAAUAAUGCACUCAAUUCGAGUUCCCGGCGACUCCUACUACUACCUGUACCGCCUCGUGCCUCUUCUUCUCCUGCUUCCUUUUCCGCUUCCGGUCUGCGUAACGAGGAGAACAACGUCGAUACGUUUUCAAAAUACUCAGGGUACUUGUUCGAACUGAGCUCAUCUGAAGCGGAUUCUCUGACGGAAUACAGCGUCUCCAAAAUCGCCUCCAUUUAUCAGAAGAAACCGCUCAUACUCCUUCGUCGCCUCUUCCAAAUCGCCACGACUCUCGGCAAAUGGUUCGCCGUCCGGUACAUCGAUGCUGCCUCCGAUCGCGCCGAUGAAAUGUUCGAGGUCAGAGCUGAGGAGCUGAGAAAAGUUUUGGUUGAGCUUGGGCCGGCCUACAUUAAAAUAGCUCAGGCAAUUUCAUCUAGACCUGAUGUGAUCCCACCUUCGUAUUUGGAUGAGCUCUCAUUGUUGCAAGAUCGAAUUGCACCUUUCUCCUCUGAAGUUGCUUUUGAUAUGAUAGAGAAAGAGCUCAAUCAACCAAUAGAUGCUGUUUUCUCAGAAAUUUCACCUGAGCCUAUUGCAGCCGCAUCCCUUGGACAGGUUUACCAAGCUAGACUUCGCUCCACUGGACAACUUGUAGCAGUUAAAGUUCAGCGCCCUGGAGUUCAAGCAGCAAUAUCCUUGGACAUAUUAAUUUUGCGCUAUCUCGCAGGAAUAGUUAGGAAGGCUGGCAAGUUCAACACUGACCUCCAGGCUGUUGUUGAUGAGUGGGCAGCUAGUCUUUUUCGGGAGAUGGACUACAGGAGAGAAGCAAGAAAUGGAAUUAAAUUCAGAGAAUUAUAUGGUGGAAUUAAAGAUGUGGUGGUUCCCCAAAUGUUUAUGAAUGAAACAACUCGCAAGGUCCUAGUCAUGCAGUGGCUAGAGGGGCAAAAAUUGGCUGAAGUUAAGGAUCUGUACUUGGUUGAGGUAGGAGUUUAUUGCUCCUUCAAUCAACUUCUAGAAUGUGGAUUCUACCAUGCAGAUCCCCAUCCUGGUAAUUUACUCCGCACAAACGAUGGGAAACUGGCUUACAUAGAUUUUGGCAUGGUGGGUGAGUUCAAGCAGGAACUCCGUGAUGGUUUUAUUGAAGCUUGUCUUCACCUUGUAAAUCGUGAUUAUGACGCACUGGCUAAGGACUUUGUUACUCUUGGACUGCUUCCACCUACAGCAGACAGAGAUGCUGUUACAAAGGCGCUGACAGGUGUUUUCAGAGAUGCUCUAGCCAGAGGAAUUCGCAAUAUCAGUUUCGGAGAUCUUCUAGGAAAUUUGGGGGUUACAAUGUACAAGUUCAAGUUUCAGAUACCUUCGUACUUCUCUCUAGUCAUUCGAAGCCUGGCUGUUCUGGAAGGAAUCGCUGUUAGUCUUGAUCCGAAUUACAAAGUUUUGGGUAGUACCUACCCUUGGAUUGCCAGAAAAGUGUUGACUGACAGCUCAUCAAAGCUACAAUCUUCUCUUCAAGCUUUGCUUUAUAAGGAUGGAGUAUUCAGGAUAGACCGUUUGGAGUCUCUGGUAACAGAGUCGCUGCGUGCUAGAACAGAGAGAUCCAUUAAAAAGCAAAUUGAAGAUGGAGAUUCCAAGAUAAUUGUUAAAGAAGUCCUGUCCUUCACUCUGAAUGAGAAGGGUGCUUUUGUAAGAGAAAUACUACUUGACGAGCUCGCUAAGGGUUUGGAUGCACUUGGAAUAGCUACUCUUGAUUCGGUGGCCUCUUCAAUGAUUGCAAACAUACCAUUCUCAGGCUCCCGAUCAUCUUCAUUACUGAACGAUGAAGACAUUGUGAAUCUGAAAACUUUUAGGCGCCUCAUGCUGUUGCUAUCCGGCUUUCGAGAGAGUGGCAGGAAAGGGCUGGGGGUGAAAGAAGCUGGUGCAUAUGGUAGGCAGAGGACGCCUCCAGAUGAAUAUUCUCUGGUUCGUUAUCAGUCAGUAUCAAUUGAGGAAAUACAACCACUGCUUACUGCCAUCCCUGAGCUCCCUCAAGAUUUGCAGCAACAGUUAUUUCAAUUGCCAACAAACCUAGCCGCCAAGUUACUGUCUCGUAUUACUGCAAGAACAAUAAGGAGGGUUUUCUUGUAA
Messenger RNA from Oldenlandia corymbosa var. corymbosa, 2163 nucleotides. NCBI's taxonomy places the organism in Eukaryota, Viridiplantae, Streptophyta, Magnoliopsida, Gentianales, Rubiaceae. The record is from the annotation of a GenBank genome assembly.